AGCUGACAGAACCGCGCGCCGUGCAUUUAUUAUUCCUGUGCAACAGAGGAGAAUUUGAGGUUGUUUAUAUUGCAGUAACGGAGGAUUUUUGUUGUUAUUUUACGUCUGUGUUUCAUUAGCCGUUAAUUUACAGAAGUUCCAGAAAAAAAAUAUGGAGAAGAAGCAUUGGAUUAUUUGCACUGAAUUUUUGAAAGCUAUUGAAGAAAAUAAUUGCAACAGGGUCAAUAGAAUUUUGGAUACUGGUUUUGACAUUGACACAGAUUUAAAAGUGCAAAGAACUGCAAUCAGUAUUUGUGCUUCAAAUGGAUGGUAUGAAAUGGCUCAUCUCUUAAUGACAAGAGGCUGCAGUCUGAGUUUGAAAAAUAACAAAGGUGAAACUCCAUUACAUUUGGCAGUACUGAGAUCAGAUUAUGAUCUUGUAAAACUGUUAUUGGAAAACAGAGCUGAUGUGACAAGUGUGGAUCACAUGAAGAGAACAGUUCUCCACUGUGCUUGCGAGAUGGGUUGCUUCAAAGUAGCUACUUUAGUGGCAAAAUAUUCAAGCCCUACAAUAAUCAAUAUGAAAGAUAAUUCCAGUAAGACUCCCUUAUUGUAUGCUUGUCAUUAUGGUUGCACUGACUUGAUAGGCUGUCUUCUAACUCAAGGUGCAGAGAUAAAUAUUACAGAUUCGAGAGGAAACAGUCCUCUUAUAUAUGCUAUAGAAAAUCAAAAGUGCUCAACUGAAAUGAUCAAUUUAUUGCUUGAUGCAGGAGCUGAUAUUAAUCACUGCAAUGAUGCAAAUGAAACAGCUCUUCUGAAAGCAUGCCAAGUUUUUUCUAAGUGUUCCUCAUACAACUCUGGGUCAAAAUAUAGAGAUAAUCCAAAGUACAGAGAAAUUCUUCUACUUUUAAUAGAACGGGGCUCCGAUGUAAAUGCCAGAAACCGACUUUGUGAAUCAGUUCUUCAUUUAAGUGUUAUUUUCCAAGACGAAUUUCUUAUUCGUACACUGCUCAAUAAAGGUGCUGAUGUAAAUGCUACUACUUGCAUGGGUAUUGUUCCCUUAGUUUAUGCUUGUAAAAAAGGACCCCACCAAGUUAUUUCUUUACUUAUAAAUGCUGGAGCAAGAUUUAAUUUUGGCUAUUAUGCUAGAUAUGUUGGCAGGACUUGGCCUCUACCUCAAGAUGAAUGCAACAAUCCUUGUGGAAAAUUUAUAUCCUUAAUUUUAAAUUUGCUAGACAAACUAAGUUCACGUCCACCUACGUUGAAAAAUUUGUGCAGAAUUUCUAUUCGCAAGAAUCUCUCAAAACAUAUUCUAAAUAGUGUUCCUUCUUUGCCAUUGCCACCAUCUCUGAAGAAAUUUUUAUUAUUCCUUGAAUAAUGUACAUAUUCAAUGGAAAUAUUGUUUUGUUUUACUUACUCAUUGUGUCUCACUCAUCUUAAAAAAAAAAAUUGUUUUGUUAGUGCCCAGUGAUAUAUAUACAAAGUGGAUAUAUUUUCCGAGUGAAUGCAUAUAUUUUUAUGGAUGUUUAAUAAGUGCAUUAUGUUAUUCAUAUAUUUAUGCCAGUCAUCAUGGUUUCCCCACUUACUUUGUGUACUCUUUAUAUUUUACAAAUUAUGAUACCUCAUAUUUUAAUCUAAUUAAUUUUUUUUUCUUUUUUGUUGUUGACUUAUGUUAUUUGUAAUCAUUGUGAUUUGGGUGGAAAAAUCAAAGUAAUUAUUUUGCUGCCUGCAAGUUUUUGCGACAAGAGCUUUUGCAAUAAACUAUGCAUGUUACUAAUGUGCUUAAAUAUUUUAUCUUUAGUUUGACUUGUAAUGCAAAUUUGUACAAUUCUACAAAAAAAAUAAUAAAAAAAAUCAUCAAAGUGAUGGUUUUUUAAUAUUUA
Molecule: messenger RNA, 1862 nt
Organism: Argiope bruennichi
Lineage: Eukaryota; Metazoa; Arthropoda; Arachnida; Araneae; Araneidae
Product: putative ankyrin repeat protein RF_0381
Exons: 5
Coding region: 152-1357 (401 amino acids)
Biological process (GO): intracellular signal transduction
Molecular function (GO): protein binding
Source: RefSeq, a predicted model, not a curated record